This is a messenger RNA of Desarmillaria tabescens, 1440 nucleotides long. RefSeq lists its product as uncharacterized. The transcript has 3 exons. The record is from RefSeq and is a predicted model, not a curated record. Lineage: Eukaryota; Fungi; Basidiomycota; Agaricomycetes; Agaricales; Physalacriaceae. Bases 121 to 1257 code for a protein of 378 amino acids.
CAAGGGUCAACUGUGGCUGUGAUCCAACGCGUCUUUUGUCUUCCAUCAGAGAAAUCUUUUCAUGUUUCUCCGUCCAUUAGAACUGAUCAUCAGUACGCCUCUUUAUUCUCUUUUUCACUCAUGUUGACCUACUCGCAGAGAUCCCCAAUUUUCGAGCGCAUUCGCUCUAAGAAAGCCAUGGAAAAAUUCCCUCAAGAGCUCAUCGACCUAAUCAUCGACCAGCUCUGCGACGACCCUAAAUCCCUCGGAACCUGUCUCUCCCUUUCACGCUCUUUCCGGUCCCACGCCCAAGUCCUUCUCUUCCGAUCCACACGUAUAUCCUCCGACCUCGACUUUCUCAAAUUCACCGCCGUCUGCCGCAGCUCCCCAGCAGUCGAGUACCUCGUCCGAUCUCUACACUUUGUCUACUCCAUCGACCUUCUCGGUGGGAGCGGGAGCGUCGCUGCUCGGCAACUCCGUAUCCUCUUUUUACCCAACGUCGACACCCUCCACAUCGACGGCGGUGGCAACGCAUGGGACGACGGCCUUGUCGGAUCCAUGACGUCCGUGAUCACGUCCUUGACACUAGAAGGCGUCGAGUUUUCUUCCGCGGAGAGCUUCCGAAGAUGUAUCCGCUCCUACCCACAACUUAAGUCCCUCAACAUGAUCGGCGUGUCCUCCCCCCCGAGUGCAAGAGGGAGCAUUGUCGACGGUUCAUUCCUGUGGCGUGCAAGCGACAUGAAUAUUCCAUUAUACGCGCUGCGCAUCCUUCGGCUCCAUAUUCCAUUACGCGACGUAUCCGAAAUACAAAGCAUCCUCAACGGCGUUCGUCAUUCCCUCUCAAGGCUAUCGAUAUCCCCUAUGCUUCCUAAUGACAAAACACCAAAAUUCUUCACAAACGCCCAGGUCCUCGAUUUCUCUCGCGUGCCAGUAGUCGACUACGUCAUGUCCAACAUCCGACACGAGGUACCCUACCUCCUUGAGGGCUUGGAGUUCCUCGAGCUCUGCAUAAAGAAGGGCGCCGGUCCGGCAUUCCUUCAACAUCUCACCGUCAUCGUUCCGCCACUCCCCACUCUCAAAGAACUCGUGCAACUAAGCGGAAAUGACAUAUGGGCGGCUUUGGAUACCGCUCUCUCGGCUCCACGAUUUGCCUCUCUCAAAGUCCUCAGGGUCUCUAUUGGCUCGGAAGAUAACAAUAUGACUAUCCGCAGGAAUAUCGUGGAGCAGAUGCCCGUGUUGCACGAGGAGGGCCGACUCUUGGUUGAAGCGCUAGCUUAGGCACAUAUUUAUAUUGCAUAUUCUUAUUCUUGUAUCAUAGCCAUAAACGAUGGAUGGUGGAGCCAAUCCGAUUUGUUUGUCCUUUCCUCUCUUGUCACCUUGACUCGGCAGGAAGACGGCAUUGUUCGUAAACUCACGCUAGGCAUAUCUUCCAAACUCAAAGUAUAUCCAAUUCGUCCAGCU